Messenger RNA from Pleurotus ostreatus (oyster mushroom), 636 nucleotides. RefSeq lists its product as uncharacterized. The transcript is spliced from 4 exons. The record is from RefSeq and is a predicted model, not a curated record. Lineage: Eukaryota; Fungi; Basidiomycota; Agaricomycetes; Agaricales; Pleurotaceae. Bases 1 to 636 code for a protein of 211 amino acids.
AUGAGCGUAUCCAAACCACUCCCAGCUGGUCAUAUCCAACCCACGAUCGUCGUUCUUGCUCCGCCUAUUCAAACAGUCCAAAGAGGAGGACUGCGAAACUAUCCUUUCCACUCUUUCACGCGACGUUCAACCACGUCAACAAAAACUCGCCGAUAUCCGUCUACGAGAACGCUGCUCGACUGUCUGGUCGACUCUUUAUACAGCCGCAGCGCGUGCGGAGUAGCGCUGGCACCAGCUGUUAUUGGACCAUCGAUGUCCGUCGUCGUUUCGUUGAACUCCCUGCAUGCUCUGUUCGUUAAUCAGCGUGCUGUUUAUCCGGCGGAUAGUUCGGCUUUGGUAUUCGCGAAAGGAAGCUUACGAAGAGAAGACGCUGCAGCAGCAGAAAAAGGUGGAGAAAUCAAGAAGACAAGUUACUACACCGCCCACGAUCUCGUCUACAAGUGCGAUGAAUCGACAGCGCUGAUUACGCUGCAUCCUGCCCUGGGGCUUCGCCAGAGAUUCAACCCUGUGCCGAGCCAGCCCCCCAGAAUGCCCAAUAAUGCUAGAAACGCAGUGCCUCCUAUCCAUUCUUUCUCUAUUCUCGCUCUCCACCUGGUCCUGAGAAACACAAUUCAGACUUCCGCUGCGACCAACUGA